GUUUCGCAUUUUCUCGUGCAUAUGGCACUGCCGCCGCCGAGAGGAACAGGCGCGGUGCCGUUCAGGGCUGCCCUCCCAAUUCUUCCUCUCAUAUCUAUCUAAAUUUUUUUGCUUCUUUCUCUAGAUCUAUCACUUCUUCUCCAAUCCAUAAAAAGCAAAAUAACCCGAGAAAAUCAGAAAAAAAUUAUCUAUCUAGGGUUAGCUACUGAUAGAGGAAGGUUUGCUAUCUUAUACGCUCUACGUAUUUUUUCUUGUAAUUGAAGAAUAGGAAAAGAAGAAAAAAAAGGAAGAAAAAGGAGGAAAAAAAGGUGCAGGUGAGGUUAUAAGUGGUCGAGCAGAUGUCGCAAAUCCAGGUACCGCACCAAGGACCUGUAUCAGGCCCUAGCGCGGCGACGCAGAACAGCGGCGGAGGUGCGUCGCAGUUCCCUUCGACCUCCCUUUACGUGGGGGACCUUGAUGUGAACGUCACGGACUCGCAGCUGUUCGAUUUGUUUAGCCAGGUUGGGCGGGUGGUUUCUGUGCGUGUCUGUAGAGAUAUCAAUACCGGGCGAUCGCUUGGCUACGCUUAUGUCAACUACAGCAACCCGGUCGAUGCGGCAAGGGCAUUGGAGGUGCUAAAUUAUGCCCCCCUCAAUGAUAAACCUAUUCGCGCGAUGCAUUCAAAUCGUGACCCUAGUGCUCGCAAAAGUGGGGAAGCUAACAUUUUUAUUAAGAACCUAGACAAGGCAAUAGACAACAAAGCUCUUUACGAUACAUUUUCUGUGUUUGGCACCAUUCUUUCGUGCAAGAUUGCCACAGAUGCUUCUGGUCAGUCUAAAGGAUAUGGUUUUGUUCAGUUUGAUCGAGAGGAAGCAGCAAAAAAUGCAAUCGAAAAGCUAAAUGGCAUGCUUUUGAAUGAUAAACAAGUCUAUGUAGGACCUUUCCUCCGGCAGCAUGAAAGGGACAAUUCUGCAAAUAAGAUGAAGUUUAAUAAUGUCUUUGUCAAAAACCUUUCUGAAUCUGUGACAGAGGAGGAGUUGAGGAAAAUUUUUUCUGAAUAUGGGGGAACUACGAGUGUUGUGGUGAUGAAAGAGCUGGAUGGUAAAUCUAAAUGCUUUGGGUUUGUCAAUUUUGAGAAUCCAGAUGACGCUGCUCUGGCUGUUCAGGAACUAAAUGGGAAGAAAUUUGAUGAUAAAGAGUGGUUUGUUGGCAGAGCACAGAAGAAAUCUGAAAGAGAACAGGAACUGAAAGAGAGAUUUGACCAGAGUUUGAAGGAAACUGCAGGAAAAUAUCAAUGGGUAAACUUGUAUUUGAAAAAUUUGGAUGAUAGCAUUGGGGAUGAGACGUUAAAAGAGGUUUUUUCAGAGUUUGGAAUUAUUACUUCUUGCAAGAUCAUGCGAGACCCUAAUGGUAUAAGCAAGGGUUCAGGAUUUGUUGCUUUCUCAACACCUGAAGAAGCAUCUCGUGCACUUACAGAAAUGAAUGGGAAAAUGGUUGGUAUCAAACCUCUUUAUGUCGCACUUGCACAACGUAAAGAAGAGAGGCGAGCUAGGUUGCAGGCACAAUUUUCACAAAUGCGGCCAAUGCCAAUGCCUCCUAAUGUUGGUCCUCGUGUUCCCAUUUAUCCCCCCGGUACUCCUGGUAUUGGACAACAGCUAUUUUAUGGUCAAGCUCCACCUGCCCUUAUUCCCCCACAGCCUGGGUUUGGUUAUCAGCAGCAGCUUGUUCCUGGGAUGAGGCCUAGUGGAGCUCCUAUGCCAAAUUUUUUUGUGCCCAUGGUUCAACAAGGCCAACAGGUCCAGCGCCCUCCUGGUGGUAGACGUGGUGGAGCAGGUUCCAUUCAGCAAUCACAGCAACCAAUGCCUCUACUCCAGCAACAGAGUCUUGCGACUGUAUCUUUGCAUCUUUUGGAUGCACCACAGAUGCUUCCAAUGGGAGGACGCUUAUACAGAUACCCGCCAGGUCGAAGCAUGCCUGAUGUUCCAAUGCCGGGUGUCGGAGGAAUGCUUUCUGUCCCUUAUGAUAUGGGAGGAAUGCACCUGCGUGAGGCCCCCAUGUCACAGCCUAUUCCCAUUGGGGCUUUAGCUUCCGCUCUCGCAAAUGCGCCGCCUGAGCAGCAGAGGCUGAUGCUUGGAGAAAGCUUGUACCCACUUGUGGAGCAGCUAGAACGCGACCAUGCGGCGAAAGUGACUGGAAUGCUGUUGGAGAUGGACCAGACUGAGGUGCUGCAUUUGCUGGAGUCUCCGGAUUCUCUGAAAGCAAAAGUUGCGGAGGCGAUGGAGGUUUUGAGGAAUGUCGCGCAGCAUCAUCAGCAGUCCAGCAAUACGCCUACCGAUCAGUUGUCUGCGCUAUCUCUCGACUGAUAAGCCUUAAGGUAUUUUUCAUGGCUGGGCAGCUAAAACUUUGGUAGGUGGUUUUUUUUCUUUUUUCUUUUUUCUUUAUUUUUUUGAAUGGAAUGGAUGAGUGGAACUAUAUAUACUUUUUGUUUGUUUUGUUGUAUUAUUUGGCUCUAUUUUCUUUGUGAGAUUAUGACUGAUUAUUGUGGUGUGUAAACUUGUUAUCUGUUUUAUGUUUGUGGUGGUAAA
Messenger RNA from Phalaenopsis equestris, 2564 nucleotides. RefSeq names its product polyadenylate-binding protein 2-like. Gene Ontology annotation, cellular component: ribonucleoprotein complex. The record is from RefSeq and is a predicted model, not a curated record. Bases 339 to 2342 code for a protein of 667 amino acids. The transcript is spliced from 9 exons. Gene Ontology annotation, molecular function: RNA binding. NCBI's taxonomy places the organism in Eukaryota, Viridiplantae, Streptophyta, Magnoliopsida, Asparagales, Orchidaceae.